CCCGACGGGCUUCCAGCCCGACGCCGGAAGUGAGCUGUUCCGAGGCGACGCGGGGUCCUGCCACGUCUGAGUCCAGAAGCCGCUGCCGCCGCUACAACCAUGGUGUCAGUAAUUAACACUGUGGACACUUCCCAUGAGGACAUGAUUCACGACGCCCAGAUGGACUACUACGGCACCCGCCUGGCAACCUGCUCGUCAGACAGGUCUGUCAAGAUCUUUGACGUGCGCAACGGGGGGCAGAUCCUCGUCGCCGACCUCAGGGGCCAUGAGGGUCCCGUGUGGCAGGUGGCCUGGGCCCACCCCAUGUAUGGCAAUAUACUCGCAUCCUGCUCCUACGACCGGAAAGUCAUCAUCUGGAAAGAGGAGAAUGGCACCUGGGAGAAGACCCACGAGCACACAGGACACGACUCCUCAGUAAACUCUGUAUGCUGGGCUCCCCACGACUACGGCCUCAUCCUGGCCUGUGGCAGCUCGGACGGGGCCAUCUCGCUGCUGACCUACACCGGGCUGGGCCAGUGGGAAGUAAAGAAGAUCAACAAUGCUCACACUAUCGGCUGCAAUGCUGUCAGCUGGGCCCCUGCUGUCGUACCCGGAAGCCUCAUAGACCAGCCAUCCGGGCAGAAGCCCAACUACAUCAAGAAGUUUGCGUCAGGCGGCUGUGACAACCUCAUCAAACUGUGGAAGGAGGAGGAGGACGGCCAGUGGAAGGAAGAGCAGAAGCUGGAAGCCCACAGUGACUGGGUUCGAGACGUGGCCUGGGCCCCCUCCAUUGGCCUGCCUACCAGCACCAUCGCCAGCUGCUCCCAGGAUGGUCGAGUGUUCAUUUGGACCUGUGACGAUGCCUCGGGCAAUACGUGGUCUCCCAAGCUGCUGCACAAGUUCAACGACGUUGUAUGGCAUGUCAGCUGGUCCAUCACAGCCAACAUCCUGGCGGUCUCAGGUGGAGACAAUAAGGUGACACUGUGGAAGGAGUCGGUCGACGGGCAGUGGGUGUGCAUCAGUGACGUCAACAAGGGCCAGGGAUCCGUGUCCAUGUCUGUCACAGAGGGCCAGCAGAGCGAGCAGUGAGCACACGGGGCGCCUGCUUCUCCACCCGCUGCAGACUCUGGGCCGGCAGCCCAGGCGGCCCCGCGCCCACGCCAUCGGGGUCCCACAGACACAGCAGGAUUAUCAUCUGCCUUAACAUGAUCUGAUAUGGUUUGUAACUUACCGUCCAGCUGAACACACACUUGUUCUGAGGGAAAAACUAUGAAAAGAUCUGAAGGUUGUUAUUUUAAGAUAUUUUGGUCAUUUUUACGUACCUUUUACGUUCAGGCGUCAUUUGUGGGGUUUGUUUCCAGAGUAAUUAAAUAAACACAUAUUGCUUAUAA
Molecule: messenger RNA, 1370 nt
Organism: Budorcas taxicolor (takin)
Lineage: Eukaryota; Metazoa; Chordata; Mammalia; Artiodactyla; Bovidae
Gene: SEC13
Product: SEC13 homolog, nuclear pore and COPII coat complex component
Exons: 9
Coding region: 100-1068 (322 amino acids)
Biological process (GO): protein import into nucleus; COPII-coated vesicle budding; positive regulation of TOR signaling
Cellular component (GO): nuclear pore outer ring; COPII vesicle coat
Molecular function (GO): structural molecule activity; protein binding
Source: RefSeq, a predicted model, not a curated record